AUGCAGAUCUAUUUCACUAAAAAAAUCUUGAUGAUUGCAAAUCUUCCUUCUAAGCAUAAGGCAAUUUCACAUCACUUAUCUGCAUCACAGAUCGUAGAAGCAACAACGUCUAAUCCAUAUGAUUCAAUAUUAAAAUUUUUAAAUUCUUCAAACUUUCCAAGUCGUGCAUCAUUUCCACAAGGCUUUUUGUUUGGUAGCGGGUCUUCUGCCCUACAGAUUGAAGGAGGAUGUAAUGAAGGAGGAAGAGGACUUGGUAUAUGGGAUGAUAUAUUGUUAAUUCAAAAAAGAAUUCUAUCUAUUUUGGAAGAUAACCUCCAAACUUUAGUGCUUCAUUCUAAUCAUUUUUCUUCUUCUUUACAAGCAGAUGUAUAUUUAGAUGUUGAUAAAUUUCCAUUAAAAAUUGAUCAUUACAACCGAUAUAAGAUAGUUAAUAUUUUAAUGAGAAUGAAGGAGGAUGUGCAACAUUUGAAAAAACUUGGAAUAAAUUCUUAUAGAAUGUCAAUUUCUUGGAGUAGAAUAAUGCCGGAUAUUGAACCUUUCGUGGGUAUCAUACACUUCGAUUAUCCAUUAGCUCUUAAGCAAAAGUUUGGAGGCUUCUUAAAUCGCUCAAUUGUAAAAUAUUAUAAGGAUUAUAGUGAACUCUUAUUCAAAACAUAUGGAGAUCGAGUGAAACAUUGGACUACAAUCAAUGAGGCAGAAGUCACAGCUAUAUUUCAUUUCAUGUUCAACCUUGAUAAAGAAAUACAAAGGGGAGAAAUUGGACUUGCUCUUUCAUCAGGAAGAUAUGCUCCCUACAGUUCUAAACUAGAAGAUGUGGUUGCUGCACAAAGACUAAUGGAUUUCUAUUGGGGAUGGAUUUUAGAUCCAGUCUUCCAUGGAGAUUAUCCACAAAUAAUGAAAAACCUAGUGGGGAAUAGGUUGCCUAAAUUCACUAAAAAGGAAAAACACUUGUUAAAAGGAAGCACAAAUUUUAUUGGAAUCAAUUAUUAUACUUCUCAUUUUGCUAGACAUGAACCAAAUAGAACCAAGAUUAUGUUUGACAAUUAUGAUGCUUUAGCUGUUUCAGAAGUUUUUAAUGCAGAAGGAAAAACUCUUGGUUAUAAGGAUCAAUAUAGUGGGAGCAAUGUUUAUCCCGAAGGAUUAUAUAAUAUGUUAGUCUAUAUUAAGAAAAAGUAUAAAAAUCCCAAAAUCUACGUCACUGAAAAUGGUAUUUCUUCUUCAAAAAUUCCAAAUCCUUUGAAGGAUGAACACCGAAUUGCUUAUAUUGCUGCACAUAUAAACGCUACUCAAGCGAUCUAUUUCACUAAAAAAAUCUUGAUGAUUGCAAAUCUUCCUUCUAAGCAUAAGGCAAUUUCACAUCACUUAUCUGCAUCACAGAUCGUAGAAGCAACAACGUCUAAUCCAUAUGAUUCAAUAUUAAAAUUUUUAAAUUCUUCAAACUUUCCAAGUCGUGCAUCAUUUCCACAAGGCUUUUUGUUUGGUAGCGGGUCUUCUGCCCUACAGAUUGAAGGAGGAUGUAAUGAAGGAGGAAGAGGACUUGGUAUAUGGGAUGAUAUAGUUAUACAAAACAAAGAUGUAUAUUUAGAUGUUGAUAAAUUUCCAUUAAAAAUUGAUCAUUACAACCGAUAUAAGGAGGAUGUGCAACAUUUGAAAAAACUUGGAAUAAAUUCUUAUAGAAUGUCAAUUUCUUGGAGUAGAAUAAUGCCGGACGGAACCUUGAAAGGAGGUAUAAAUCAAGAAGGUAUCAACUUUUACAACAAUUUGAUCAAUGAGUUACUCGAAAAUGAUAUUGAACCUUUCGUGGGUAUCAUACACUUCGAUUAUCCAUUAGCUCUUAAGCAAAAGUUUGGAGGCUUCUUAAAUCGCUCAAUUGUAAAAUAUUAUAAGGAUUAUAGUGAACUCUUAUUCAAAACAUAUGGAGAUCGAGUGAAACAUUGGACUACAAUCAAUGAGGCAGAAGUCACAGCUAUAUUUCAUUUCAUGUUCAACCUUGAUAAAGUAUCUACUGAUCAGACAUGCAAAAAUACUAAAAUAUGUACACAAGCAUAUACUCUCCUUCACAACUUCCUCAUUGCUCAUGCUACCACCGCGUCAAAAUUAUACACAACAAAAUUCAAAGAAAUACAAAGGGGAGAAAUUGGACUUGCUCUUUCAUCAGGAAGAUAUGCUCCCUACAGUUCUAAACUAGAAGAUGUGGUUGCUGCACAAAGACUAAUGGAUUUCUAUUGGGGAUGGAUUUUAGAUCCAGUCUUCCAUGGAGAUUAUCCACAAAUAAUGAAAAAGCUAGUGGGGAAUAGGUUGCCUAAAUUCACUAAAAAGGAAAAACACUUGUUAAAAGGAAGCACAAAUUUUAUUGGAAUCAAUUAUUAUACUUCUCAUUUUGCUAGACAUGAACCAAAUAGAACCAAGAUUAUGUUUGACAAUUAUGAUGCUUUAGCUGUUUCAGAAGUUUUUAAUGCAGAAGGAAAAACUCUUGGUUAUAAGGAUCAAUAUAGUGGGAGCAAUGUUUAUCCCGAAGGAUUAUAUAAUAUGUUAGUCUAUAUUAAGAAAAAGUAUAAAAAUCCCAAAAUCUACGUCACUGAAAAUGGUAUUUCUUCUUCAAAAAUUCCAAAUCCUUUGAAGGAUGAACACCGAAUUGCUUAUAUUGCUGCACAUAUAAACGCUACUAAAGCGGCAAUUGAUGAUGGCGUAAAUGUCCAAGGUUAUUUUUUGUGGGCAGCAUUUGAUACAUAUGAAUUUCAAGCAGGCUAUUCUGGAAAUUGGGGUCUUUAUCAUAUUGAUUUUAAUGAUAAUCUCAAACGCCUACCAACGGACACAGCUAAUUGGUACAAGAAAUAUCUCACACAUAAUUUAGAAAACUAA
Molecule: messenger RNA, 2862 nt
Organism: Lathyrus oleraceus (garden pea)
Lineage: Eukaryota; Viridiplantae; Streptophyta; Magnoliopsida; Fabales; Fabaceae
Exons: 29
Coding region: 1-2862 (953 amino acids)
Biological process (GO): carbohydrate metabolic process
Molecular function (GO): beta-glucosidase activity
Source: RefSeq, a predicted model, not a curated record